AUGUAUUCUUUGCCAAGAUUGACUAGUAAAAGUGUUAAAACAUAAAUAAACACAUCGAUAGAAACUGAAAAUAAGAAAAAGUUCCAUUUUAGUGAUAAUAUCAUGUAUAAAAUGAGCAAAUAAGCACUUCAAGAUUAUUUAAAGUCAGGAGUCAUAGAUUAAAGAAUAAUACAACUGAAUUUAGUCAAAAUGAGUAAAUUGAAGAAUUCGGAUCUCUCAAUUCUUAACGAUUUCUAUUCCUAACCUUCCACAAGUAGGAUCGAAUAGGAAUAAGCUUAAUAAAUAUUAUCAAAAAUUAAAACACAACAAAUUCCUAAGAAUUCAUAUUUUAACGAAAAAUCUGAAAAUAAAUCCAAUCAGAACGACUUAAACUUCUAUUAAAUUGAAGAACAAUUGAAAUAAUGUUUGAAGACUAAAAUGAAUGUUUCAAAAUUAUUUAAUGGAACUUAUUUGCUUGAUCCAUCCAUCAACGAUCUAACAAAGAAAAGCUAAACUUCUAAACCAUAUCUUCAAAUGCUUCAUAGGAUGGAACCUUAGAAGAGAAUUAGCAAAAAAACCAAAUCGUUCAAAAGACAAUCUAGUAUUUUAAAUCCAUAAUAUUGCAAAUAAUACUCAAUUUAAAGUAUGGAAAUAGAAGAUGUUACGGAUUACAUGUCCUCAAGAUUAAUAGAAUCAAAGGCAAAUAUCGAAUAAUUGGUUGAAAAAUACAAAAUUAUAGAUUUGACUCCAGAAUAGAAAUCAUUCUUUAAUUUAGUUUAGAAAUGUGACAUCAAAGGAUUAUCAUUAUUAUUUUAAGAUAAAUCAUUUGAUUUCUCUCUAAUCAAUUCAGCUGAUGAAAAAGGAUUCUACCCUGUCCAUAUAGCUAUCAAGAAAUAAAAUGUAUCAUUGUUUAAACUCCUAUUGAAAUUCGGAGCAAAAUUAAAUGUGACGACAAGAAAUGGAAAAACUAUUUAGGAUUUGAGUUAACUCUAUGAAAAUUAAGAGAUUCUAGAUUUAAUAAAAAGGAAUCGUUAUUUUAAAUGA
Paramecium tetraurelia is the source of this 1023-nucleotide messenger RNA. RefSeq lists its product as uncharacterized. The transcript has 4 exons. NCBI's taxonomy places the organism in Eukaryota, Ciliophora, Oligohymenophorea, Peniculida, Parameciidae. The record is from RefSeq and is a predicted model, not a curated record. Gene Ontology annotation, molecular function: protein binding.